GUCCAAUCAAUCAUUGAGCAUUAUUUGUCUCUUUGGUUGGAAGUGAAGCAUUGGAUGGCGUCGUCUUUUAUAUGUGUUGUGAGUGAGUGGAAACAAAGGUCGGCUUCAUCUAGAGGUUUGAUUUUCCAAGUGAGGGGAGGUUCUCUAAGAACAUCAACUGUGUCACCAUUCAGUUUGGGAGGAAAGUGGAGGGCAAAGAAUGGCAGGUGUUCAUCUUCGUUGGGAUGGUACACUUGGGUAUGUUCAAUGUCAAAAGAAAGGUCUUCAGUGGAGGUAAAUACUACACGAGAUUGGCAAGUGACUGUGGACCAUGACAGCCCUUCCCAACAAACCAUAAUAAGUUGGAAUGGAAAGGAUCGCUUUCAAUUGGUUCCAGAGUUGGUGCUUUUAUGUGAUGAAAGAAGCUUGAAUAUCGAACACUUGGUGGUUCGUUCGGAGAAUGAACGGGUAUCGUGCAACUUGGAGCUUUCUAAAAAUGGAACGAAACUUUCAUCAGAAGAAACUCAACGACUCCAAAGAGACCUUCAAGAACUUAAUAAAGAACAGUCGGAGGAUAGGCAACGUAGUGCUAUGCAGUCCAAGUCAACCAACAACCCUGAACUUCCAUAUAUAGAUUAUAGAGAUAGAUUUGUGGACUAUGAGAAAGGAGUGGCAUUUUACACAGAUAACCAUGCGACUCCCACUCAUACUACUUUGACAGCCAUCGUUCCCAAUACUCCUUCUUUUCUUUCUUAUUUUAUGAAGCAGUUGUCUCAGAUGCCAGUUCAUAUUAUUUUCGCUUCCUUGUCGACGUAUAAUAGAGAAGGAAAAACGAGACAUGAUGUAUAUCAUAUUAUUAACGAAAAUGGCGAACAAUUGGAUGCAGCUCAAUGUGAUGCUCUAGUGGAUGUGGUGUCUGCUUUGUUUCAAGGGGAAAAUAAUUCACAAGAUGGUUUGUAAGGCUUCACUUUGAUCACAGGACA
This is a messenger RNA of Galdieria sulphuraria, 962 nucleotides long. RefSeq lists its product as uncharacterized. The transcript is spliced from 3 exons. The record is from RefSeq and is a predicted model, not a curated record. Lineage: Eukaryota; Rhodophyta; Bangiophyceae; Galdieriales; Galdieriaceae. The coding region runs from base 55 to 939 and encodes 294 amino acids.